Molecule: messenger RNA, 1545 nt
Organism: Camellia sinensis
Lineage: Eukaryota; Viridiplantae; Streptophyta; Magnoliopsida; Ericales; Theaceae
Source: RefSeq, a predicted model, not a curated record
AUGGACGGAGGGAUAUUGUUGGUGUGUUCGUAUGGUUUAGUCAAUGUUCUUAUUCGAUUGAAUCAGGAUUCGUCAUUUGUACAGAUUGUUGAUGAUAUUUGUAGGAAGUUUGAUGGAUUGAUACCAGGAAGUAGUGUUGGUGCGAGGGUUAAUUAUGAUGUGGUGGAUUCCACAGAGGAUGGGGUACUUUCCGGAGAUGCUAGUUGGAAUGGUUGCGUGGAUGACCAAAUGGACUUAUUACCAACAUACUGUCCGAACAGAUCAAAGACAUUUUUGUCGGCGCAAUGGGCAUAUGGGAUUACCCAUGUGGGACAAUGUUUUAAUGGUAGAGCAACUGAAUUCCGUGAAGUUCUAUGUAAGUAUGCCGUUGAAUGUGGAUUUCAAUUCAAGUACAUUAAAAAUGAUUCCAUUCGAAUUAUAGUAGUGUGUAAGUUUGCGGUGUCAACAGAUUGUUUGUGGUCAAUUCAUGCGAGGAUGUUGCCGUCAACUGGGGUGUUAUGUAUUAAGAGGUUCGAUAGUGUGCAUACUUGUGGUGCUGCUGUACGUACUUGUAGGAACCCUCGUACGGGGUCUGAUUUGGUGUCUGCUGUUGUUGCGGAUCGAGUGCGCGAUCAGCCAUUGACGCGUCCUACCGAUGUUGUACUUGACUUGAAAAACGAGUAUGGUUUGGACAUUAGUUACCGGGUGCCAUGGUUGGGUGUUGAGAAAGCGAGGGGCGAAGUGUACGGGGAUCACGCUACGUCUUUCGAUCAACUCAGGUGGAAUAGCGAUUUCGUUAUGCAAAAAAACCCAAACAGUUACAUUAACCUUGAGUUUGACCAAAAAACCGGGAGGUUUGUUAGGUAUUUUAUAUCAUUUCGCGCUGGUAUAGAUGGGUUCAAUCAUUGUCGACCUUUGUUGGUUUUGGAUGGAACGUUUUUGAAAGGCAGGUUCAAAGGUAAUUUGCUUGCGGCUACUGCUAAAGACGCCAACCAAGGAUUGUUUCCGGUAGCCUUUGAUAUUGUUGAUUCCGAGAAUUCAUCCAAUUGGGAAUGGUUUCUUCGUAAUUUGAAAGAAGUUGUUGGGGGCGGGCGGACAUUGACUUUCGUAUCUGACCGUCACGUCGGAUUAAUACACUCUAUAGCAAUCAUUUUCCUUUCGGCGCAUCAUGCAUUUUGUUUGUUGCAACUCCAAAUGAACUUGCGAGAUCAAAUGAAAUAUGUUAAUGCAUCGCAUAAAAUUGGGUUGAUGCGCAAGUUGCGAGAAUGUGCCUACGCGCCCACUGUUACUUGCUUUAAUGAGAAAUUGAAGGUAUUGAAGAAGUCCAACCCAGCUGUGAUUGAAGAUUUUCUUAAAGACUUGCACCCAAAACACUGGUCUAAUGCGUAUUUCAGUGGCCGACGGUACGGGGAGAUGUGCUCAAACGCUGCCGAAUCUUUCAACAACUGGGUCGGCCAGGCCCGUCAUCUUCCCAUUACUAGAUUGGUUGAUAUGAUAAGGGGUCAAAUCAUGGAGCAGAUGUCGAAGCGCAGAGUUAAAUGCACUAAAUGGGCCGGUGUAAUAUGA